AUUGGUGAGUUGACAUACAGCAAGUGAACUAUUACUGUGAAGCUACUGUACAGACGAUAUUGGAUUUAGUACUCGACGAGUGUUCAACGCGCGCAGAGUGAAGCCCUCAGUGAUAAAUUCCCAUUUCUUCGUGAAUAAAAAAGCAAAGUAAGACACUUCCUCUGUCUGCACUUAAAUUUCUACUUCACUCUAUCAUUUCUAAUCCUAGGCGAUGAAUAGUGGACUCUCGUGAAAGUGCACUCAUAACUGAGAAAUAUAUAAUUAAAAAGGAGAAAAAGUCGGUGGAGACAACUCCAGUGAAUGAUGCCGAGUGCAUCGAGAUAUUUCAAUUGAAUCGUCUAAAUUAAUAAUAAAAAAACGCAAUGUGCGAGGAAAAAAGGAAUAAUACAUGCAUUUUCUCCGUUGGACAUGCAAGGAGAAUGCCCUCAGUGGAUAUAGAAUUCUCGGAGAUCACCUACACGGUACCAUCUGGGAGGAAAGGCUCGAAGAUGAUUUUGAGAGGGGUCAGUGGACAAUUUAAGUCUGGGGAACUCACAGGCAUCCUAGGGCCUUCAGGAGCCGGAAAAUCUACCCUACUAAAUAUUCUCGCUGGUUACAAAUCCAUCGGAAUGGCGGGACACAUCACUAUCAACGGAAUCAAAUUGGACCUGAAGAGAUUUAAGAAAUUAUCUUGUUAUAUUAUGCAAGAGGAUCUGCUCCAACCCAAACUUACUGUCCUAGAGGCUAUGAAUUUUUCUGCCGAUUUAAAACUAGGAUUCAAUAUUAAUCGAGAAACCAAAAAUGCUGUCAUUAACGAUAUCUUGGAGACUUUGAGACUGACAACAGCAAGAGAUACAAUAACCGAGAGAUUAUCCGGAGGUGAGAGGAAGAGGCUGUCGAUUGCCCUUGAGCUCGUUAAUAACCCCCCAGUGAUCUUCUUAGACGAGCCUACAACAGGGCUGGAUGAUUUAUCGUCUAUCCAGUGCAUUGAGCUGCUCCAGAGGGUCGCAAAGAGUGGAAGAACAGUAAUUUGCUCUAUUCACACACCAAGUGCUAGUAUUUUUUCAAAAUUCCAUCAUGUGUACGUCGUUACCGCAGGUCAAUGCGCAUACAGAGGUCCUGCCAACGGUGUCAUACCCUUUCUCCAUCAAUUGGGAAUUGAUUGUCCCAUUCAUUACAAUCCUGCCGAUUUUGUUAUCGAAGUCUCUUGUGGAGAAUAUGGAACUGAUCUUGUAGAAAAAAUGAUCACCGCUGUUGACAGCAGGUGUCCCAUCAUCAACAUCUCUAGAUCACAAAAAUGUGGUCUCGAUGGUGAGGAGAAAUGUAUUAAAAUAUCCUGGUGGGAGCAAUUCUACACUUUACUACGGAGGAUGAUGUUGCAGUUCUAUCGGGAUAGAAAUUACGUUUUCUUGAAAAUCUCUCUGCACAUCUUCCUAGGCUUUGUGAUAGGUGGAUUAUUCCUGGGAAUUGGCAAUGACGGGUCAAAAACCCUCUUCAACUUCGGUUUCUGUUUCGCCAGUCUCAUUGUUUUUCUGUUCAUUCCGAUGUUACCGGUUUUGUUACAUUUUCCCCUCGAGGUACAGCUGGUGAAACGGGAACAUUUUAACAGAUGGUACAAAAUAAGUCCGUACUUCUGUGCACUAACAAUAUCUACGAUUCCAGUACAGAUAGUUCUCGCGCUGAUUUAUCUCUCGAUGGUGUAUUUUUUCGUGGGACAACCACUGGAGCUCUUCAGGAUAUCAAUGUUCUUCAGCACUUGCAUAAUGUGUGUCUUCAUAGCUGAGAGUCUGGGUCUAGCCAUAGGCAGCACCCUGAGCAUCGUGAAUGGAAUGUUCGUUGGGCCUGUGAUCUCAGUACCUCUGAUGCUGCUGGCAGUUCAGGGAAUAGGGGAGCAAGAACCACUUCCAUUUUAUCGCCUACUCCCCAUGUACUUGAGUUACAUAAGGUACGGUCUGGAAGCACUAUGUGUUGCUGUCUUUGGAUAUGGUAGAAAAACUCUACCUUGUCCUGAGAUCUAUUGUCAGUACAGCAUUCCCAGGGAAAUGCUCCGGACAAUGGGAAUGGCUGAGUCCGGAUUUUGGAGCAAUUUUCUCGCUCUCGUCAUCAUCCUCGUCGUCUUCAGGGCAAUCACUUAUUAUUUACUGAGACAACGACUGCAGCCCAACAAAACAUUUCAAGCUUUGCAUCUCAUUGGAAGACUCGUCAAGAGUCAUCUGAGCAUGGAGUAAUUAAAAACCGUUACCCGAAUUUCGUUGAUGUUUUUCAUUUAUGAAAGCUUGUACAGUCGUAAUUAACGAUUUUUCGUCAUUUUAAUACGCACAAUCUGAGGAUGUUUAUAUAGUUGCUCUGUGGAUGAGUGCAGUUAUCCAGAAAGUUAAUUAAGAAUAAUGAAAUCGUACAUUCUGUCAUUGAUGUUUGCACUGUUUUUUUUUUAACUGUCGAUCGUCAGACACGGAUGGAAGUCGUGGAUGAAUAAAUCAUGCUGAUAAGAA
This is a messenger RNA of Fopius arisanus, 2471 nucleotides long. Its product is annotated as ATP-binding cassette sub-family G member 1-like. NCBI's taxonomy places the organism in Eukaryota, Metazoa, Arthropoda, Insecta, Hymenoptera, Braconidae. The transcript is spliced from 11 exons. Gene Ontology annotation, cellular component: membrane. The record is from RefSeq and is a predicted model, not a curated record. Gene Ontology annotation, biological process: transmembrane transport. Gene Ontology annotation, molecular function: ABC-type transporter activity; ATP hydrolysis activity; ATP binding. The coding region runs from base 363 to 2207 and encodes 614 amino acids.